UGGUCACUAGUUUCGUACGGCCCUUUCACAGAGCGUGCAAUUUUGUUUUUCUCUUUCCUCUCUUAUUUUUCCUUUUUCUUUUUUUUUUCCAUUUCUUUUAGUUGAUUUCGAACCCUAAGCUAAAGGGAAAAUAGACGUCUUUUCUCGGGAAACAAAACAGAUAAACAGUGAGGGGAAAAAAAGAUGCAGAACCAGAGGCUGAAACAGCAACAACAACAAGCAAUGAUGCAGCAAGCGAUGAUGCAACAGCAGCAUCACUCUCUCUAUCAUCCUAGUCUUAUGGCUCCUCCUCCUCCUCCUCCUCAGAUGGAGCCUUUGCCAAGUGGAAACCUUCCUCCUGGUUUUGAUCCCAGCACUUGCCGUAGUGUGUAUGCAGGCAACAUCCAUACGCAGGUCACUGAGGUUCUUCUUCAAGAGAUUUUUGCUAGCACCGGCCCUGUUGAAAGCUGUAAGCUCAUCAGAAAGGAUAAGUCUUCAUAUGGAUUUGUUCACUACUUUGAUCGGAGAUCUGCUGGUUUGGCUAUCAUGUCUCUUAACGGAAGGCAUCUGUUUGGACAGCCUAUCAAAGUUAAUUGGGCGUAUGCCACCGGUCAAAGGGAAGAUACAUCAAGCCAUUUCAACAUUUUUGUUGGAGAUCUCAGUCCAGAGGUCACUGAUGCAGCACUGUUUGAGAGCUUUUCUGCCUUCAACACUUGCUCCGAUGCAAGAGUGAUGUGGGAUCAGAAAACUGGACGCUCGAGAGGCUUUGGGUUUGUUUCCUUCCGCAAUCAGCAGGAUGCUCAAACUGCCAUAAAUGAGAUGAAUGGUAAAUGGAUAAGUAGCAGACAAAUCAGAUGCAACUGGGCGACAAAAGGUGCUACUUUUGGUGAGGACAAACAUAGCUCUGAUGGAAAAAGUGUCGUUGAACUUACAAACGGCUCAGAGGACGGUAGAGAGAUCUCAAUCUCAAACGAAGAAGCUCCUGAAAACAAUCCUCAGUAUACCACUGUCUAUGUAGGAAACCUCGCUCCAGAAGUAACUCAGCUUGAUCUACACCGUCUGUUCCAUACACUUGGCGCUGGAGUGAUUGAGGAGGUCCGUGUCCAGCGAGACAAGGGCUUUGGUUUUGUGAGAUAUAACACUCACGACGAGGCUGCUCUUGCUAUUCAAAUGGGCAACUCUCAGCCUUUCCUCUUUAGCAGACCCAUAAAGUGCUCAUGGGGAAACAAACCAACUCCAACAGGAACACCCUCAAACCCACUUCCCCCACCAGCGCCGGUUCCAGUCCCUGGUUUAUCCCCAAUGGACCUGUUGGCCUAUGAGAGGCAACUGGCUCUAGCCAAGAUGCAUCCUCAGGCUCAGCAUUCUCUAAGGCAUGUAAAUGCAGCUGGAGCAAGUGCAGCUAUGUACGAUGGUGGGUUUCAGAAUGUAGCUGCGGCGCAUCAGCAGCUCAUGUACUAUCAGUAAUAAACUCACUCUGGUCUCUUGGAUUUGAGAUGCUUUUUUCUUCUUUUUUUUCUACUUAAUUUAUCACUUUCUUGCUUUUUUUUCUAGACCUUGGUCAGAGUCUUAUGUAUGUGUGUCUCCUCUCGUUUGAAGUCAUUGAUUCUAUAUGUAUGCUUAGUUUGUAACCUAUGUGUGUACGUGGUUUGCAAGCCAAGCAAUAAAAAUGACAUGUAAUAAAAAGGAUGUUUGUUUGGGUUCCAAAUGUGCUGGGGUCUAGACAUGGUGUUUGAGAGAGUAGUAUUGUAUUGUGGUUCUGUAAUAGUAUACUUAAUCAAAGUAUUUUUGUCGCUUA
Brassica napus (rape) is the source of this 1777-nucleotide messenger RNA. RefSeq names its product oligouridylate-binding protein 1A-like. The transcript has 11 exons. Lineage: Eukaryota; Viridiplantae; Streptophyta; Magnoliopsida; Brassicales; Brassicaceae. Gene Ontology annotation, molecular function: mRNA binding. Gene Ontology annotation, cellular component: cytosol. The coding region runs from base 184 to 1446 and encodes 420 amino acids. The record is from RefSeq and is a predicted model, not a curated record.